Onychostoma macrolepis is the source of this 838-nucleotide messenger RNA. RefSeq lists its product as uncharacterized. NCBI's taxonomy places the organism in Eukaryota, Metazoa, Chordata, Actinopteri, Cypriniformes, Cyprinidae. The transcript has 4 exons. The record is from RefSeq and is a predicted model, not a curated record. The coding region runs from base 270 to 806 and encodes 178 amino acids.
GUUUUUCUGCUUGAUAUUGCAAACUGGUGUGUCUUACCAUAUUAUUUUAAUGUAAUUAUGAACACAUUGGUUUGUAGUGAAAAAAAAGUUUUACCGUUUACUGCACCUAGUUAUUCUUCUCGUUAUUUCCCUACCGCGGCUAAUGAACAGGAACUCUCGCACAUUCACGGAAAACGGUUUAUUACUUCUCCGCGUGGAUGAGUUCAGUUGACGCUAAGUAGACGCUUAAGUGAGAAGCUCUGUUCUCGUGAGUUACACAGAACACAGAAAUGAAACAGAAGACGGGCUUGAAAGGAGUUGAGGUCGAUAAGACAUCUACUGCCAUGAACACAGUAAAUAUAGUAAAAUUAGAGAAAUCCUGCUGUCCUGGACACUGCCGUUCUCGAGCCGUUUUCAGAUUACUCAUUAAUGUUCAUGGAACGCAAAAAACGGAUUUAAACCAGGAGCAUCUUGCAAAUGACUACAGGGCUUCGUCGCCAACAGCCUCCGUCAUCCAUCCAGUUGUUGAGGGACAUCAUCAGAAGAAAUGUGGUGCAGACAAUCAAGAUCGCAGCUCUCAAGAAACUGAGAAGCAGAAUGAGGAAGCUGAGAGUCCUUUACAUAAGAAGGAACAAAGCCUUUUGAGGAAAUCCAUCAGAAUUCUUUUCAUGUUGUUCAUUAUUUUGGGAAUAAUUGUUAUUUUCAUGAUUGCCAGCCAGUAUGUUUACCUGGAGUGGGACAGAAUUUUAAGGUCGCUGAGUCUUAACAAAUGCAUGAAUGGCUUUGUAAAACUGCGCUUUGUUGGAUUGUACAAUCCACCCAUAUGAACAUAUGAACCCAUAUUGCCUUCAGCACUCAA